Messenger RNA from Tigriopus californicus, 946 nucleotides. RefSeq names its product small ribosomal subunit protein uS10m-like (gene mRpS10). Bases 74 to 688 code for a protein of 204 amino acids. Gene Ontology annotation, cellular component: mitochondrion; mitochondrial small ribosomal subunit. The record is from RefSeq and is a predicted model, not a curated record. The transcript has a single exon. NCBI's taxonomy places the organism in Eukaryota, Metazoa, Arthropoda, Copepoda, Harpacticoida, Harpacticidae.
GAUUGUUUAUGUUUUCCCUGUCCUCGACUUCUUGUGCUUGACUUGAACUGUUCCAUCACCUUUUUCCUCGUCAAUGGCCAUGUGGAGCACGGCCUGUCGGCGGGUCAUGAGGGCACGACCCAUCCCCAUUGCCCUCGGGUGCCCUCCUCGACCCAUGGAAUUGGUCACUCGAUUAGAUGGGCAGAAAACCGCCUCCAAAUCGUCGCUCUCGGCGUCGACCGGCGGGUCCCCCCACCCACCCUUGCCGAUGAGGGAGGCCGAGCGGCCCGAGCGGCCCGAGCGGCCCGAGCGACUCUUUAUUCAAGUGGAUUUGGAGCUGCGGGCUCAUCAACCGGCCGUGCUCAAGAGUUACGCCUGGUUCUUGGAGGAAGUGGCGCGGAUCUUGGAGGUGGGCGUGUUGGUCUCCGAGGGUGAGGAGGAGCCGCACAAGGUACGCAAGACGCUGCUAAAGCCCGUGUUUGCUCAUUCCAAGCAUCGGGUUCAGUACGAGAUGCGCACUUAUUACUGGGUCAUCCAACUCUCCCGGUUAACUCAAAGUACACGCGAUACCUACUUGGAAUAUGUCCAACGUAAUCUACCCGAAGGCGUGUCCAUGGUGGUCCGAAACCACGAGAUUCGGCCGCUACCUCAGGCCAUUUUGAACGAUCUACGUAAGCGCGAGACGCCGGAAGCCUCAUCUUCGGGUUGAAAAAGUGACCUUUGCUGCUAUGGACUUUGAAUUUGUCUCCGGUCCGAGUUGGUUUGUGAAGGGUGCGCCUCUAAAUCAAGGGAUAGAUAUAUUCCAGAAUGAGCUUUUUGAAUCGGUCAUUGAACACCUUUUCAAGUGGUAUGUAUCAAUGGACCGGGAUCAACCACGAGGCCCGAUCUUCGCCCUACCGUCAUAAUUGUUAAUAUCCAUCAGAAAAAGUCUUAGUGAACUAAAGUAAUGAUAAUUUAUUUUUUUCGA